CGGUAUCGGUUAUUUCUGUUUUCAUUGCCACUGGCUUGUAUCUGUGGGCGAUGCUUCAGAUGUGAUCCAUGUCUUGACAACAGAUAACCAUGACAAUGCAGGAAAUGACCUAGAGGCCUUACAGAUACAUUUGUGCUUUUGUCGCUCUAAUCUGCAUCCGCGGAGAACAGCGAGAUCUGGAAGCACACUUGUUUCCGCGGUGAGUAAUAUCUACCUCAGCCAGCAGACAGGAGAGAAACCAGGAAGCUGCUGGAGACUUCAGGCAGGCAGACAGAGCUAUCAGCUGGCCACUUGCUCACUGCCUGCAGAGUCCUGCUUUGUGAAGAGGAUUUGAGACGGACUGGAUCUGUCUGCCCUGCGCCUCCCACAGCUCCUUUACCAGCCAGUGCACAAGAGCCGAAACCACAUCCUCUGAUUCCAGCAUUUACGUACUUGUUUUUUGUUUUGUUUUAUUACUGUCAUUUUCCCUCCGUGCUGUUGACCAGUGUCUCAUUUUCCGUGGAUUCAAUUUUCAUUUUUCCUCUCAGCUUUUAAAAGGAUUUUCUACUUUUAUUAGUGCAGGCUGGUAUAACUUUAUAUAUGUAAAUACAUAUGUGUAUAUACUCUAUAUACUGUAUGAAGAAGGAUCCCCCCCCCAUUCUGAAGGAAAGUUAAUGCACUUUAAAACUUGGCUGUAGUACCACUUAAAGUAAACUAAGGAGUGUUUUUGACUUUUCCUCGCCUAUUAUGAUAAAUUUUUUUGAAGCUGGAAACAGAGAAUCUGGAGAAGUGUCUGUGCUGUUUUUAAGCUGGGUCUGACGUAUCUGCAGCAGGGCUGCAUGUAAGCAUUUCACUCGCCAGUCUUUUUGAUCGACCUCCAACCUCACCGAAGUCUGUGCUGCCUCUCUACAGGGCACACUGAGAUGAGCCUCUGGCAGGUGAAAUCCUUGAGCUGUCUUUUUACGUAACUUGAACAGUUUCAGCACCGUUGGGUUUAUUGUUUUUGUAAAAAGGACAAGAGCACUUUGCGGGGCAAAAACAAACUAAAAACCGCAGCUUCCGGUGCUGUCGCACCACUUAUGUAUUGUUGUAGUGCGCAGGAAAGUAAAAUGGACUACAAGCGUCGCUUUUUGCUCGGCGGGUCCAAGCAGAAAGUGCAACAGCACCAGCAGUACCAGAUGCCUGAGCUGAGCCGGACCCUGAGCGCCUCCCUGGCCUCCUCUUGCUCGGCCUCUUCGCCCAUGGGCACCGGGGUGGGCAUGCCUGGCAGCUGCCACCCACCUCCUUCUGGCGCCACUACCGCGGUUGCAGACAUCCAGCAAGGCAUCUCCAAAUAUUUGGAUGCACUCAACGUGUUCUGCCGGGCCAGCGCCUUCCUCACAGACCUGUUCAGCAGUGUGUUCAGGAACUCUCACUAUUCCAAAGCAGCUAUGCAACUGAAGGACGUGCAGGAACACGUCAUGGAGGCGGCCAGCAGGCUGACUGCAGCAAUAAAGCCUGAGAUCGCCAAGAUGCUGAUGGAGCUGAGCGCCGGGGCCGCCAACUUCAAAGACCAGAAUGACUUCAGCCUGCAGGAUGUUGAGGUGCUGGGUCGGUGCUUCCUCACGGUGAUGCAGGUCCAUUUCCAGUUUCUGUCACAGGCUUUGCAGAAGGUGCAGCCUGUGGCUCAAUCCUGCCUGGCAGAAGCUCUUGCCCAGGCCCAAGAGCGUUGCGCCAAUGCCCGCUCCCAAAGCUCUGAUCUCGGGCCUCUCACAGAGCUGGAGGAAGCCUCCCGCUCAUGGAAAGGUGCAGCUCAGGCCAUGGCAAGGCUGAGAGAGAGGGGCCGGGACGGCUGCCUGGCAGGCAUCCAGGUUCAGCAGCUCUUCUGCUCCAACAACACAAACAUCCCUGAGCAUCAGCUGAAGGAGCUCAACAUGAAGAUUGACAAUGCUUUACAGGCCUACAAAGCAGCACUUGAAAGCCUAGGCCAUAGUGAGUACGCACUGAAGGCCGGCUUUUAUCUUAACCCCAAAGCUGUGGAGGCAGCCUUACAGGGCUGCUGCAGUGAAGCAGAAGCCCAGCAGGCAGGCAGGAUGCAGACAACCUCCCAGCCCAUCCAAUGCGAGCUGCCCACCAUCCCUGUGCAGAUCGGCUCACAUUUCCUCAAAGGAGUGUCCUUCAACGAGUCAGCGGCUGAAAACCUCAAGCUGAAAACGCACACGAUGUUGCAGCUCAUUAAGGAGGCACUGGGCCAGAACGGAGUGACCCCCAGGGACGACUCUCCCGUCACUGAGGUCCUCAACCAAGUCUGCCCAUCCAGUUGGAGAGGAGCCUGCAAGACGGCCGUCCAGCUGCUGUUUGCCCAGGCUGGUUUGGUGGUUGUUGAUACAGCUCAGAUUGAGAACAAGGAGGCCUAUGCUCCCCAGAUCACUCUUGAGGGUUCCAAGGUGGUGGUCCAGGUUCCCUCUACAUGGUGUCUGAAGGAGGACCCAGCCACUAUGUCCUUGCUCCAGCGGAGCUUGGACCCUGAGAAGACACUUGGUCUGGUAGACGUGCUGUACACAGCAGUGUUUGACAUCAACAGGUGGAAGGAGAGAAAAGAGCAAGCCUUGCCCACCAUUCAGAUACAGCUGCAGCGGGAGAGCCCAGACUAUGGCGGUCAGGCAGACCUGCCUCCAGGCACCAGUUCCAAGACCUCCAGUGGAUUGCCCAAAACAAUAUCCAAGCUGACUUCAAAGUUUACCAAGAAGGUCUCAUCCAGCUCUAAUAGUGGGGGCAGUUACUCCAUCCCUAACACCCCGUCUCGCAGCAUGCUAACAACCAGUAGCUCUGAGGAUAAGGCCAAGAGCCUGGGCCACAGUGAUGGGAGGCUACAGAGCAUCCUGCAGAUGAGCAGCUUGUCCUGCACCCCCGACUCUACCCAGCAAAGCCUGCUGGCCAACGGCUCAGUGUCUGACGACCAGGGGAUGAACCUGCCGACGGACCAAGAGAUGCAGGAUGUCAUCGACUUUCUCUCAGGAUUCAACAUGGGAAAAUCCCAGCAGGCAUCGCCCCUGGUCAAGAGAAGAAACUCUGUGGCGUCUGCAAACCCUGCUGAGCUGAAGCCCCCAAGUGGACCUCAGCCGACUUCUCAGUCUAUCUCUCACAAUGCCCUGCAGCCCCAAGCUCAGACCCUGUCCCAACCCCAGCCCCAGGCAGUGCAGAAGCAGCAGCCUCAGCCACAAACACAGCCACCUCCUCCACAACAACAGCCCCAACAACAACAGCCCCCUCCUCCACCACAACAGCCCUCCCCACAGGCCCUGCAGUACUACCAGCACCUCCUGCAGCCUAUCAGUCAGCAGCAGCCACCUCCUCCCCAGCUUCCUCCUCAGCAGACCCCACCCCAGGUCCUGCCACAGCAAAGAGUGGCAAGCAAGUGGCUCGGCACCUCUGGGCAACAGCCUCCGCCGCAAGGCCCGCCAGCUGGGCUGUCACCCCUGGGUCCAAUCGGGCAGUGGGGGUCUCCUGGACUGCCGGAUCUGAGCUCAGAUCUGUACAGUCUGGGCCUGGUAAGCACCUACAUGGACAGUGUCAUGUCAGAGAUGCUUGGCCAGAAGCCACAGGGGCCCCGCAACAAUACUUGGCCCAACAGGGACCAGAGUGAAGGAGUGUUUGGAGUCCUGGGAGACACGCUGCCCUUCGACCCAGCAGUUGGCUCUGACCCUGAGUUUGCGCGUUACGUUGCCGGCGUCAGUCAGGCCAUGCAGCAGAAACGGCAGGUGCAGCACAUCCGUCGCCCUAGCAACCCGCGCAGCAACUGGCCAAUGCCUGAUGAGCAGCACAGGACCUGGUCCCACCCAGAGUACUACAAUGAGGGGGAGGCCGUAAACAGCAGCUGGUCAGCCAAUCAGGGGGACUCGGCCAGCUCUAGCGAUGAGACGUCUUCAGCCAAUGGUGACAGCCUGUUCUCCAUGUUUUCUGGGCCAGACCUGGUAGCUGCGGUUAAACAAAGAAGAAAACACAGUUGUGGUGAGCCGGAGGUGUGCACUCUGCCCUCACCACCACUCCAUCACAUCGGCGAUGAUAACCAGGACAGCAAAACUAAAACCUGGCCUCCCAAAGCGCCAUGGCAGCACUCCACCCACACCCACACCCACACCAACACCAUGCCCAAUCCCAGCUCUUCCUUGUACCAGAUGAACAUCCCUCCUUCCUCCCAGUGGAGCGACUCCAUGCAGAUGUUGCAGUCUCCCGUGUGGUCCACUGCCAGCGACUGCUCCCCCUCCACCGGCAUCUCCUCUGGUUUUCCCUUCACCCAGCAGCAACAACAGCAGCAGCAGCAGCAACAACAGCAACAACAACAACAACAGCAGCAACAACAACAACAACAGCAGCAGCAACACAAACCCAUGACCAAGGGCUUUAAAUCCUUUCCCCUCAAACACGAGCACAGGCCCUCCUACCUUCACCAGUACUGAUUACAGUCUAAUGUGGAACGAGUCCACAGUGAAGUGCCACUGAGGGCCUGUUGCUCUGUUAGAUGAGCCACUGUGUGGGCCGAGCUGCAGCCAUUACAGUCCACACUCACUGAAUUAGUAGAUUUCAAAUCAUCAGAGGCAAAAUUAAGUAUACACACUGGCUCAACAUUUUUGUAUCUAUAUUUUUCCAUGUCAAACAUCCCCAUUUGAAAAAGAGACGUAUUUUGAAGUUUUUUGAACUGCCAUGUUUUAACUACGAAAGGCGCAUGUGUCAUGCUGACAGCAGUUAGUCUAGUGGUUGUUUCUCUGUCUGUUGAGCUGACGUCUCCUCAGACAAGAGCUGGAGACGUGCACGGCCGUCACCCACUUGCUUCUGCAGCUGUGUGUGUGUGUGUGUGUGUGUGUGUGUGUGUGUGUGUGUGUGUGUGUGUGUGUGUGUGUGUGUGUGUGUGUGUGUGUGUGUGUGUGUGUGUGUGUGUGUGUGUGUGUGUGUGUGUGUGUGUGUGUGUGUGUGUGUGUGUGUGUGUGUGUGUGUGUGAGAAGGAGGGGGAUUACAAGGGGGCAAGGGCUUGAAAUGCUCUCAUUUUGCCCAUAAUAAAUAUACUGUGUCUACAUAGCUGUAACUGCCAAAUCUCACGCAAGAUGACUCAGAAUACAGCUACCAUCUACUGUUUCAUAGCUUGUAAAAUACUGAAGUUGAAAUAUAAAUAUUUAGUUCUUUUUAUUAAGAGGCUUUGAGCAGGCUCAGCAUAAAUAUAGUAAGUCACUGCAGAGGUGUAACUUGAGAGAAAUACACUACUUUUUCAACAACUGACCAGAGAUAAGACAUAUAGCAGUAACAAUGUGCCAUGUUGGUAUUGAUAGCACUUGCAGAAUAUUAUUUCCAACCAAAGCGUUGUUCAGAAGAUGAAUGGUGCUGAAGAGAUAAGAGGCGGUCUGAGAUUAUUGAGAAACGGUGAAGUUAUACACCCUAUUGGACGAGAGCUUUAGGGAACAUCUUCACACCCAGAAGCGCAUUCAUUUCCUCCUCUCUAAUUGGCGGUUGUUGCUCCAGAUUGACACUAACUCUCAUAAACCUAAUUUUUCUUUUGUUUAUUAAUACAAUAUUUUUCUUGUACAAUUAUUGACAGUAUUAAUCUUAUUUUUGUAUUUUCUUACAUGUUAUACCAUUACUGUAUGUUAGUAUUCUUGUAGGCAUAUACAUAAAACAUUAUUUUCCACCUCCCAAUAUGUGAAAAAGCACAUUUUUUUCCUACAGAGUUGAACUACACCAUCUAUCUAUAAAGGUUACCAAAUAUGCCAUGCUAAACACUAAAACAUUGUGUGAUGAGGGUGUUUUCGAGCCCUUGUUUCUUCGGUUUCUAUGGCAAUGGGCUGCAUUUAAAAGCCCAGAAUGUUAUCUUUUUGUGAUGUUUGCGGAUGCCAAUGUUGCCUGUAUUUAUGAAAUGACACCAUGUUUUCAGAAAACUAACAUACUUAACAUGUUUACAGAGAAUUGUUUGCUGUAUAUACAUAUAAAUAUAUAUCUUUUUAUAGUUAAUGUGCUUUGCACAAUCAAGAUAUAGGGUUUGUUGCUUUUUGUCUGUGUUCUCUCCCUAACUGUUGCAGCCUUUUUUAAAGACAUCAUUACAGACCUUGGACUGUAACUGUUAGCUUCUCAGCUGUGUCAAAUGGUUUACUAGUGGCUUCUACAAAAGAAAAAAAAAAAUAAUAAAAACAUGUUGCCCUGGUAGAAGAUAUGAAGGGGGACUGCUUGGCUUAUGUUGCUUAUUGUUCUCUUGAGCUGGCAACUGAAUCUUUCCAAGUGUACCAGCAAUGCAAAAAAUGAAUAAAAAUGACUAGCAAUUCAAA
Dicentrarchus labrax (European seabass) is the source of this 6269-nucleotide messenger RNA. RefSeq names its product granule associated Rac and RHOG effector protein 1. The record is from RefSeq and is a predicted model, not a curated record. Bases 1059 to 4418 code for a protein of 1119 amino acids. Gene Ontology annotation, biological process: Rac protein signal transduction. Gene Ontology annotation, molecular function: CCR4-NOT complex binding. NCBI's taxonomy places the organism in Eukaryota, Metazoa, Chordata, Actinopteri, Moronidae. The transcript has 14 exons.